This is a messenger RNA of Fulvia fulva, 219 nucleotides long. RefSeq lists its product as uncharacterized. The transcript is spliced from 2 exons. The record is from RefSeq and is a predicted model, not a curated record. NCBI's taxonomy places the organism in Eukaryota, Fungi, Ascomycota, Dothideomycetes, Mycosphaerellales, Mycosphaerellaceae. Bases 1 to 219 code for a protein of 72 amino acids.
AUGGUGUCCGGUCAAGAUGCUGCCAUCUCUGGCGACAAUGACGCGACCGGACUCACAAAUGGCACUUCAGAGGCAGGUCCGGAGCAAAGCUCGAAAUUGGUCAAGAAGCUCUACGCCAUUGCGAAUGAGCGUGGCGGCACCUCAUGGGUGGACGAAUGCCCGGACUUCCUCCAGAGCAAUAAAGAAUAUCAUGAAGAUGGCGAGGCUAUUGGCUACUGA